AUGGUUGACAUGAAGGACAAGACCGAGCAGCAGGAGCAGCCACAGAUCCACAAGAUCAGAAUGACCUUGACCUCCACCAAGGUCAGAGAGUUGGAGGACGUGUCUGCCAACAUCGUCAAGAACGCUCAGUCCUUCCACCUGGUCAUGAAGGGCCCAGUCAGAGUCCCAACCAAGGUCUUGAAGAUCUGCACCAGAAAGGCCCCUAACGGUGAGGGUUCCAAGACCUGGGACACUUACGAGAUGAGAAUCCACAAGAGAUACAUCGACUUGCAGGCUGCCGCUCAGGUCGCCAAGAGAAUCACCCAGUUGGCCAUCCAGCCAGGUGUCGACAUCGAGGUCACCAUCGCUGCUUAA
Molecule: messenger RNA, 354 nt
Organism: Eremothecium gossypii ATCC 10895
Lineage: Eukaryota; Fungi; Ascomycota; Saccharomycetes; Saccharomycetales; Saccharomycetaceae
Gene: RPS20
Product: 40S ribosomal protein uS10
Exons: 1
Coding region: 1-354 (117 amino acids)
Biological process (GO): translation
Cellular component (GO): ribosome; cytosolic small ribosomal subunit
Molecular function (GO): structural constituent of ribosome
Source: RefSeq, marked provisional